Molecule: messenger RNA, 544 nt
Organism: Periconia digitata
Lineage: Eukaryota; Fungi; Ascomycota; Dothideomycetes; Pleosporales; Periconiaceae
Source: the annotation of a GenBank genome assembly
AUGACCCGCAAGCUUCCAAACAUUGUAGUCACGGGUACCCCGGGCGUGGGCAAAACAACACAUGCAGAGCAAAUUGCGCAAAAUCUGGGAUUCAAGCAUGUCUCCAUAAACCAAAUCGUCAAGGACGAGGGUUUCCAUGAGGGCAAGGACGAAGAGCUAGGAAGCUGGAUAGUGGACGAAGACAAGCUCCUAGAUUAUUUAGAAGCCACCUCACUCUCUGAAACGGGCGGCUAUGUCCUUGACUUCCACGCCUGCGAGCUCUUCCCCGAACGCUGGAUCGACCUCGUCCUCGUACUCCGGUGCGAUUCCACCGUUCUUUACGAUCGCUUGACGGCGCGCGGCUAUGAGGGCAAAAAGUUGGAGGAGAAUAUGGACAGCGAGAUUAUGCAGGUGCUGCUUGACGAGGCGCGAGAGAGCUAUAAGGAGGAAAUCGUCGUUGAGCUGAAGAGCGAGAAUGCUGAUGACGUCGAGGCGAAUGUGGAUAGGGUCGAGCAAUGGGUUGAGCAGUGGAAGAAGGAUAGGGAAGCGAGUGCGGAUGCCUGAA